Messenger RNA from Cuscuta europaea, 2180 nucleotides. NCBI's taxonomy places the organism in Eukaryota, Viridiplantae, Streptophyta, Magnoliopsida, Solanales, Convolvulaceae. The record is from the annotation of a GenBank genome assembly.
AUUUGGUUGUCCAUAAUCCAUAUCAGUCUAAGCUGAUAUAAUUAGAGAGAGGGUAGCAUAAGAAAAUGUAUGGUGAGGAAAUGGAGCGGAUCAACGAUAAGAAAACACUACGUGGCAAAUGGACCUAAGUAGCAGCUCCGAUGCAGGCCACUCCCGCCCAUGGAGGUGGUCUCAUUUUCUUCCCGACCCGAAAAUCUCACCAACGCUCUAUUCCUCCCUCCCCUUUUCUCAUUCUCCCCCCGCAGCUCCGCAGCUCUGCGGUGUCAAAACGGCCCCUCCUGCAUCCGCUCCAUCUCUGCCGGUCUGAGCGAUGGAACUCAAAUGCUGAGACCUUCAGAACCCGGAAUUUCAAACUCAAAGAAGAAGAAGAAGGAGAGUUCUCGGAACCUGUUGACGAGUUUGUCCGUAGUAUCUGGAUUUUGAAGGUUUCAUUCCUUGAACAAUGUUACUCGCAUUUGACAUUGAAGCUUUUCAAUUGUUUGCGUUCACAGAUUUGAAUUUGAUUUUCUCCUUUCGGGCUAAAGGUUUUUCUUGUAAAAUUGGACUUACGGGUUGGGUGAUUGAGUGAUCCUUAAUUAUAUUUCGGUUGUAUUUUCCGGAAAAGCCGGCCCUUUGGUAACACUGUUUAUCGGUAGACUUAUCAGACAACUUUUUCACCAAACACGUAACUUUUGAUUUCGCGCGUUGAAUUGUGUAAUAAGAAGAAAAAGCAAGGUUGAAGAUACUUUUCUGGCUUUAUUGGCUGAAGUUACUGUAGAUGACCAUUUUAGCUAUUUUUACAUAUAAUUUUUUCUUUAUUUUAUUAAUAAAAUAUAUUUUAAAAGUAUUUUUUUCUUAAAUCAGCAGAAUCAGCCAAUGCAGCCACUUCAGCCAGAACUUCAUAAAUUUCAGCAGAAUCAGCCAAAUCAACCGAUUUUCGUGCUACCAAACAGGCUCUUAUUCUGCUCAUUCUCAUUAGAAGAAUCCUACUAAGCCAAAAUCCGUUUAAUUUGGUGCAAGGGGUCUAUUCUUUAUCAAGUAAACUAAUUCCAAGUAAUUUUUUAAGUAUCAUUAUAUCAAGACUUCAGGAGUACAUUCAGAAUUCUAAGUUAGUCUGCACUAUGGAGCUUAUGUGUGUAUAUAUAGAUUGGUAAAGUUUUUAGUAAAAUUUUGUACUUAGAUACAUACUCUGGUGAAGAUCUUCGUAAAUAAGAAUUUGAUGAGGUAGUUUUUGUGGUUUAUUCUACUCCCAUUUGGUAACUUCAUUUUCAACUCAUCAACCACAAUAAUUUUUUCUUGAUUUUAUUUAUAAAAACAUUAUAAUUAUAUUUUUUCACAAUUAAGCGAAUUUAGACAAUUUCAUUGUUAUCAAGGGGCUGUGUAAGUUUUCUACUGAUAUGUAUUCCUAGUUAGGCAGUGCAGAUUUUCAAGGCCUAUGGGUGGAGCUUUCCACCAAUUGUUGUGUCAUUAUUGCUAGCAAAUGGUCUCAAAGCUUUUCUUGUAGCCUUAGCUCUUCCAAUAGGGCAAUCAGUAUUCAUGAUUGCCCUUCAAAAACUAUGGGGCACUGCACAUAACGAUCUAUGGCGCAAGAACAAGAAAAGAUCCCAAAGACGUACUCCAACAAUAAACAUUAAUGCUAGGAGAAGAGCCCGAAAGCGUAACACUAAAAAGUCUGAUGUCUUCUCCAGUGGGAUCGACCAAGAUGACUCUGCUUUUGGUGGUUGGGACGAACUAGAGCAAGCAAAGGACUAUAAUAUGUCGGGUUCAUCUAUGGGUUCGCCUCAGCCAAAGACAUCCAGUGAGAAUGGCAAGUUGAGUAGGAGUACUGAGAGGGGGAAAAGCACUCCAUAGUUACUAAGGUUGUUGGUUUCCAUUUUUCCAUUCUUGAGUUCAUGGUCUAAGAUGCUAUAGUAGUUUUUCUUGUCGGUCAUUGACACAGAAUCUGUUGCGUUGUUCUGCUUGCCUGUCUUUGGAUGGUCCGAUGAUUCCAUCGAUGGGAAAGGUGAAGUUCUCUUUACCACUCAUGCAUUCAGCGCGCACCUGGGAAUUAUAACUCUCACACAUUCAUUGAAAGUUUGAUGCAAUGCAACCAGCCACUAAUGUGAUAUGGCAUUGUAUUUCAGCCUAAAAACCAUAGAAUGUUAAAACUUAUGGGGGAAAAGAACAAUAAAAUUGUGAUAUGAUGUUUUUUUGGAGAAAAA